UUUGUCACCACCCCCACCACCGCGGUUCGGAUGGGUUCUGUCACCUGACUCGGCUCAAACAUGGCUGCGCUGAGAGCUCUCUUGCUUUGGGCGCCGGGAGCAGGAGGUACUCCGCGAAUGAGAACAUUGAGAAUGUGUUCGGCAUAACUCAUUUCUUUGUAUCUCCCUGCACUCCGUGCUGGGAAAAUGAAUCAUCCAUUUGGAAAAGAGGAAGCUGCUUCGCAGAAGCAGCUUUUUGGAUUUUUCUGUGAAUGCCUGCGGAGGGGAGAAUGGGAGCUGGCACAGGCAUGUGUACCUCAGCUACAGGAGGGACAAGGGGAUAUCCCAAAGAGGGUGGAAGACAUACUUCAGGCAUUGGUGGUGUGUCCAAAUCUGCUGAGAUGUGGGCAGGACAUCAACCCUCAAAGGUUAGCCUGGGUCUGGCUUCUUGUACUGGAGAAAUGGUUGGCCCGGGAAAAGAAGUUACUCCCAGUUGUUUUCCGGAGAAAGCUUGAGUUUCUUUUAUUGUCAGAAGACCUCCAAGGUGACAUUCCAGAGAACAUCCUCGAGGAGCUGUAUGAGACCUUAACACAGGGUGCAGUAGGCCCCAUGCCUGAUGGAAAUCCAAGGAGGGAGAGCUGUACUCCUCGUCUCAGCUCCGAAGCUAUCUCUGUGCUCUGGGAUCUCCUGAGGCAGUCUCCCCAGCCAGCACAGGCCCUGCUGGAGCUCCUGCUUGGGGAGGAUGACGGCACUGGCUUCUGUCACUGGCCUCUGCAGAAUGCACUGGUGGACCUCAUUCGAAAGGCAUUGAGGGCUUUGCAGGGCCCUGAUUCAGUGCCCCCUGGGGUAGUCGAUGCCAUCUAUGGAGCUCUGCGUACUCUGCGUUGCCCUGCAGAACCACUUGGGGUUGAGUUGCGUCUCCUGUGUGAGGAACUACUAGAGGCCUGCAGGACUGAGGGGAGUCCCCUGCGGGAGGAGCGGCUGCUCAGCUGCCUGCUGCACAAGGCCAGCCGGGGCCUGGUGUCCCUGUAUGGCCAUACCUAUGCAGAGAAGGUCACAGAAAAGCCACUGAGGGCUACAGCCUGGGGAAAAGUCUCACCAGAUCAUCUAGAUCCUGAGCGGGCAAUGCUAGCCCUGUUCUCCAAUCCCAACCCAGCCCAGGCUUGGAAAGUGGCCUAUUUCUACUGCCUGAGCAACAACAAACACUUCCUCGAGCAGAUUCUGGUAACAGCACUAACAUUGUUGAAAGAAGAAGACUUCCCAAAUCUUGGCUGCCUACUUGAUAGAGAAUUCAGGCCCCUUAGUUGCCUGCUCGUGCUCCUGGGCUGGACACACUGCCAGAGCCUAGAGUCAGCCAAGAGUCUGCUCCAGACCCUGCACAGGACCCAGGACCCAGGCUGUGAUGAGCUCCUCAGGGAUGCCUGUGAUGGGUUGUGGGCUCACCUGGAAGUCCUGGAGUGGUGCAUACAGCAGAGCAGCAACCCCAUACCAAAGAGAGAUCUGUUGUGUCAUUUACACGGUGGAGACAGCCACUCAGUGCUCUACACUCUCCAUCACCUUACAAACCUUCCAGCCCUCAGGGAGGAAGAUGUUCUCAAGCUCUUACAGAAAGUGCCAGCCAAGGACCCCCAGCAAGAGCCUGAUGCAGUUGAUGCUCCAGUCCCUGAGCACCUGAGCCAGUGUCAGAACCUGACACUCUACCAGGGCUUCUGUGCCAUGAAGUAUGCCAUCUAUGCACUCUGUGUAAACUCACACCAGCACUCCCAGUGCCAGGACUGCAAAGACAGCCUCUCUGAGGACCUGACCUCAGCUGCAGAGCCAGCGAAUGACUCUCUUUCCUCCCCAGGUGCUGCAAAUCCCUUCUCAACUUACCUAGCCAGGUGUCAACAGUAUCUGUGCAGUAUUCCUGACUCUUUGUGCCUGGAGCUUCUGGAAAACAUCUUCUCAUUGCUUCUCAUCACCUCUGCUGAUCUUCACCCAGAGCCUCAUUUGCCUGAGGACUAUGCUGAGGAUGAUGACAUUGAGGGGAAGAGCCCCUCAGAUUUGAGGUCCCCGUCAGAGAGCCCUCAGCACAUAGCACAUCCAGAAAGGAAGUCAGAGCGGGGUUCCCUGGGAGUCCCAAAGACCCUUGCUUAUACAAUGCCAAGCUGUGUGAAGGCAGAGCCAAAAGACAGUUACCCAGGGCCUCAUAGGCACAGCUUUUUGGACUUAAAACACUUUACUAGUGGUAUCAGUGGAUUUCUGGCUGAUGAAUUUGCAAUAGGGGCCUUCCUCAGGCUUCUCCAAGAACAACUGGAUGAGAUCAGUAGCCGCAUUCCCCCUGAGAAGCCAAAGCAAGAAGGUCAGAGCUGCUCAGGAAGCAGAGAUGGACUGCAGAGUCGCCUGCAUCGACUUUCCAAGGUUGUCUCUGAAGCCCAGUGGAGAUACAAAGUGGUAACAAGCAACCAUCAUUCAGAGGAGCAACCUUCCCGAAGAUACCGGCCUGCCACACGGCACCCCAGUGUCCGCCGGGGUCGUCGGACAAGAAGGAGCCAGGCAGAUGGCCGAGACAGAGGUUCCAACCCAUCCCUGGAAAGUACAAGUAGUGAGCUGAGCACAAGUACAUCAGAGGGAAGUCUGAGUGCCGUGUCUGGGCGGAAUGAGCUGGACAGCAGAUUGCACCCCCAUCCUCAAAGUUCACUCAUCCCCAUGAUGUUCUCCCCACCUGAGUCACUGCUGGCAUCCUGCAUCCUUCGUGGAAACUUUGCAGAAGCCCAUCAGGUGCUGUUCACGUUCAACCUGAAGUCCUCGCCCAGUUCAGGAGAACUGAUGUUCAUGGAGCGCUACCAGGAAGUGAUCCAAGAACUGGCCCAAGUAGAGCACAAGAUUGAAAACCAGAACUCAGAUGGGGGUAGCAACACCAUUCGGAGAACUGGCAGUGGCCGCUCAACUCUACAGGCCAUUGGCAGUGCUGCGGCAGCAGGAAUGGUGUUUUACUCUAUCUCUGACGUGACCGACAAGCUGCUCAGCACUUCUGGAGACCCCAUCCCCACGCUCCAGGAGGACUUUUGGAUAAGCACGACUCUAGUGGAGCCCACUGCUCCCCUGAGAGAGGUUCUGGAAGACCUCAGCCCCCCUGCCAUGGCUACAUUUGACCUAGCUUGCUCUCAGUGCCAGCUCUGGAAAACCUGCAAGCAGCUUUUGGAGACGGCUGAACGGCGUUUGAAUAGUAGCCUUGAAAGGCGGGGUCGACGGAUAGACCACGUACUCCUAAAUGCUGAUGGCAUUCGAGGUUUUCCAGUUGUUCUUCAGCAAAUCAGUAAGAUUCUCAAUUAUCUGCUUAUGUCAGCCAGUCAAACCAAAUCAGAGAGUGUGGAAGAAAAGGGAGGAGGCCCUCCACGGUGCAGCAUCACUGAACUGCUUCAGAUGUGCUGGCCCAGCCUAACCGAGGACUGUGUUGCCAGCCACACCACCCUCUCCCAGCAGCAAGAUCAGGUCCUUCAGUCACUGAGAGAGGCACUAGAGCUGCCAGAGCCCAGGACUCCUCCACUGUCUUCCCUGGUGGAGCAGGCAGCCCAGAAAGCUCCAGAGGCAGAGGCCCACCCUGUGCAGAUCCAGACUCAGCUCCUCCAGAAGAACCUGGGCAAACAGGCCCCAGCAGGCAGCAGACAGAUGGACUACUUGGGCACCUUCUUCAGUUACUGCAGCACCCUUGCUGCAGUUCUCCUUCAAAGUUUGAGCUCUGAGCCUGAUCAUGUGGAGGUCAAGGUAGGAAAUCCCUUUGUUCUGCUGCAACAGAGCUCUUCCCAACUGGUGUCACAUCUCCUGUUUGAAAGACAAGUUCCCCCAGAGAGACUGGCAGCCCUUCUGGCCCAAGAGAAUCUCAGCCUAAGUGUGCCGCAGGUCAUCGUCAGCUGCUGCUGUGAGCCCCUUGCUCUUUGCUCAUCCCGGCAAAGCCAACAGACCUCCUCCCUCCUGACUCGUCUGGGUACUCUGGCCCAGCUGCAUGCCUCCCACUGCCUAGAUGACCUCCCACUUUCUACACCGAGUUCCCCGAGGCCAACUGAGAACCCCACAUUGGAAAGAAAGCCCUAUUCCUCCCCAAGGGACUCAUCACUCCCAGCCCUCACCUCCUCUGCCUUGGCCUUUCUUAAGUCUCGCUCAAAGCUCCUAGCUACGGUGGCCUGCCUGGGGGCUUCCCCGAGGUUAAAGGUCAGCAAGCCCAGCUUGUCAUGGAAGGAACUUCGUGGCCGCAGGGAGGUGCCUCUGGCUGCAGAGCAGGUAGCCCGGGAGUGUGAGCGCCUUCUGGAACAAUUCCCUCUGCUUGAGGCCUUCCUUCUGGCUGCCUGGGAGCCCCUGCGGGAGUCCUCGCAGCAGGGGCAGAAUCUGGCAGUGAAUCUCUGUGGUUGGGCCCGUCUUUCUACCGUUCUCCUGGGCCUACAUUCUCCCAUUGCCCUAGAUGUACUGACUGAGGCUUUCGAGGAAUCCUUGGUGGCCAGAGAUUGGUCCCGGGCCCUUCAGCUCACUGAAGUGUACGGGCGAGAUGUGGACGAUUUGAGCAGCAUAAAGGAUGCGGUCCUGAGCUGUGCUGUGGCAUGUGACAAAGAAGGUUGGCAAUACCUGUUUCCUGUGAAGGAUGCAUCUCUGAGAAGUCGGCUGGCCCUACAGUUUGUGGACAGGUGGCCCCUGGAGUCAUGUCUGGAGAUUCUGGCCUACUGCAUUUCAGACACGGCUGUCCAAGAAGGACUAAAGUGUGAGCUACAGAGGAAGCUGGCGGAGCUGCAGGUGUAUCAGAAGAUUCUGGGUUUACAGUCUCCCCCCGUGUGGUGUGACUGGCAGACCUUGAGGAGCUGUUGUGUUGAGGACCCAUCAACUGUCAUGAACAUGAUUCUAGAAGCACAGGAGUAUGAGCUGUGUGAGGAGUGGGGCUGCCUGUACCCCAUUCCAAGAGAACAUUUAAUCAACCUUCAUCAAAAGCAUCUUCUCCAUCUUCUAGAAAGAAGAGAUCAUGACAAGGCUCUGCAACUCCUACAAAGAAUCCCUGACCCCACCAUGUGCCUUGAGGUGACAGAGCAAUCCCUUGACCAGCACACUAGCUUGGCCACUUCUCACUUCUUGGCCAACUACCUCACCACUCACUUCUAUGGACAACUGACUGCUGUCCGACACCGUGAAAUCCAGGCGCUGUAUGUGGGAUCCAAGAUUCUGCUGACCCUGCCUGAGCAGCACCGGGCCAGCUAUUCCCACUUGUCCUCUAACCCCCUGCUCAUGCUGGAGCAGCUGCUUAUGAACAUGAAGGUGGAUUGGGCCACUGUGGCUGUGCAGACUCUGCAGCAGCUGAUGGUUGGACAGGAGAUCGGCUUCACUAUGGAUGAGGUGGACUCACUGCUUUCCAGAUAUGCAGAGAAAGCCCUGGACUUCCCAUACCCUCAGAGGGAGAAACGAUCAGCAUUUUCCCUCUCUACAGAUUCUGUGAUUCACCUCCAAGAAAUUGUCCACCAGGCUGCAGAUCCCGAGACCCUCCCUAGAUCACCAUCGGCAGAGUUCUCUCCUGCUGCUCCUCCUGGUAUCUCCGGUGUACAUUCCCCUAGUCUAAAGGAAAGGAGUUUUCCACCAACCCAGCCCCCACAGGAAUUUGUGCCCCCAGCGACACCGCCUGCCAGGCACCAGUGGGUACCAGAUGAGACUGAAAGUAUCUGCAUGGUCUGCUGCAGGGAACACUUCACUAUGUUUAACAGGCGUCAUCAUUGUCGCCGCUGUGGCCGGCUAGUAUGCAGCUCCUGCUCCACUAAGAAAAUGGUGGUGGAAGGCUGCAGAGAGAACCCUGCUCGUGUGUGUGAUCAGUGCUAUAGUUACUGCAACAAAGAUGUACCAGAGGAGCCUUCAGGAAAACCAGAAGCUCUAGACAGCUCCAAGAGUGAAAGCCCUCCAUACUCGUUUGUGGUGAGAGUCCCCAAAGCAGAUGAGGUAGAAUGGAUUUUGGAUCUCAAAGAGGAGGAAAAUGAGCUGGUGCGAAGUGAAUUUUACUAUGAGCAGGCCCCCAGUGCCUCCUUAUGCAUUGCCAUCCUGAAUCUGCACCGGGACAGCAUUGCCUGUGGUCACCAGCUGAUUGAGCACUGCUGCAGGCUCUCCAAGGGCCUCACCAACCCGGAGGUGGAUGCUGGGCUGCUCACGGACAUCAUGAAGCAGCUGCUGUUCAGCGCCAAGAUGAUGUUCGUCAAAGCCGGCCAGAGCCAAGACUUGGCUCUUUGUGACAGCUACAUCAGCAAGGUAGACGUGCUGAAUAUUUUAGUUGCUGCUGCCUAUCGCCACGUGCCAUCUUUGAGUCAGAUCUUGCAGCCAGCCGCGGUAACCAGGCUAAGGAACCAGCUUUUGGAAGCCGAGUACUACCAACUGGGCGUUGAGGUCUCCACAAAGACUGGACUUGAUACCACCGGGGCGUGGCAUGCUUGGGGCAUGGCCUGCCUCAAAGCCGGAAACCUCACUGCUGCACGGGAGAAGUUCAGUCGCUGUCUGAAGCCUCCGUUUGACCUCAAUCAGCUGAAUCAUGGCUCAAGACUGGUGCAGGAUGUUGUCGAGUACCUGGAGUCCACAGUGAGGCCCCUCGUAUCCUUGCAAGAUGACGAUUACUUUGCCACCCUGAGGGAACUGGAAGCUACCCUUCGGACGCAGAGCCUUUCUCUGGCAGUGAUUCCUGAAGGGAAAAUCAUGAACAACACCUACUACCAGGAAUGCCUCUUCUACCUGCACAACUAUAGCACCAACCUGGCUAUCAUCAGCUUCUACGUGAGGCACAGCUGCCUGCGGGAAGCUCUUCUGCACCUUCUCAACAAGGAGAGUCCUCCAGAAGUUUUUAUAGAAGGAAUUUUCCAGCCAAGCUAUAAAAGUGGGAAGCUACACACUUUGGAGAACUUGCUAGAAUCCAUUGAUCCAACCUUGGAGAGCUGGGGAAAGUACUUGAUUGCUGCCUGCCAACAUUUACAGAAGAAGAACUACUACCACAUUCUGUACGAGCUGCAGCAGUUUAUGAAGGACCAAGUUCGGGCCGCCAUGACCUGUAUUCGGUUCUUCAGUCACAAAGCAAAGUCAUAUACAGAACUGGGAGAGAAGCUGUCAUGGCUACUUAAGGCCAAGGACCACCUGAAGAUCUACCUCCAAGAAACAUCCCGCAGCUCUGGAAGGAAGAAAACCACGUUCUUCAGAAAGAAGAUGACUGCAGCUGAUGUGUCAAGGCACAUGAACACACUUCAACUGCAGAUGGAAGUGACCAGGUUCUUGCAUCGGUGCGAAAGUGCUGGGACCUCUCAAAUCACCACUUUGCCUCUGCCAACCCUGUUUGGAAAUAACCACAUGAAAAUGGAUGUUGCCUGCAAGGUCAUGCUGGGAGGGAAAAAUGUAGAAGAUGGUUUUGGAAUUGCAUUCCGUGUUCUGCAGGACUUCCAGCUAGAUGCUGCCAUGACCUACUGCAGAGCUGCCCGCCAGUUGGUGGAGAAGGAGAAAUACAGUGAGAUCCGGCAACUGCUCAAGUGUGUCAGUGAGUCAGGCGUGGCAGCCAAAAGUGACGGGGACACCAUCCUCCUCAACUGCCUGGAAGCGUUCAAGAGAAUUCCACCCCAGGAGCUGGAGGGCCUGAUCCAGGCAAUACACAAUGAUGACAACAAGGUUCGGGCCUACCUGAUAUGUUGCAAGCUGCGUUCUGCCUACUUGAUUGCUGUGAAGCAAGAACACUCACGGGCCACAGCCCUCGUCCAGCAGGUGCAGCAGGCCGCCAAGAGCAGCGGGGACGCAGUAGUGCAAGACAUCUGUGCCCAGUGGCUUCUGACAAGCCACCCCCGGGGUGCCCAUGGCUCAGGCUCUAGGAAGUGACCUUGGGCAGCGGGGCCAGGAACACGUAACCUGAGAGCUGGGCAACAGCAGUGAUGGCGAUGCCCUCCACCUCUUCCUUCCUGUGGAGUGGAACUUCUCUGGCUCUGCCCUAGGUUGGAAAGAGCUGGAUUGAACCCUACUUGCCUUCCCGGGCAAGUAUAGGACUUUUCACGCAAGUGCCAUGUUUCUCUAAAAUUGUGGAAUCUAUGUGUGUUUGUCUGGAGAUGGCCAGUUCUUUCUACCUCAGAGUGAGUGAGUGUGUGUUCACACACGCGUGCAUGUUCCUGUGCACUGAUGUUUACGCCCAAGCAUUUCUGAACAAAUGAAACUCUUCUCCAUUGAAAAGAGGCACUUUACUUUAGACUUGCCACUCUGAAAACCUUCCCUGCGUUUUGGUUCUUGACCCGGGUUGUCCUGUUUGUACAGUCCCCUCCCUGUGGACGUGCUUUAGUAGCUCCUCUUACCUAGAGGACUUUUACAGAGAAUUAGAGCAACACCAAAAGGAUUGCCUCUUUUCCUUCCUUCCCAUUCCAAAAUUCAGAGAUGGCUUUGGGGCAAGUGCUACCUGUGGAAUAAACCUGUUUUCCAGGUGUCUCUUCUCCCAAGCACAAGAAGUCCUGGAGUCUUUGGAAGGUAGUCUGAAUAGAAGGGUUUUCCGGUGCAGGCAUCUGAAAGCUGUGGGUACAUUUAUAAAUGAUCAGAUCUGUGAGGCUAACAUGGGCAAGAGGGUCUCCAUCACAUUCAUCCAGAGGGGAAAGAAAGGCCACCAUCCAAACAGGGAUACAGGGGAGGCAGGUGGGGGGAGCGGUGCGGAGCGGGUGCUCACAAGCACAGAGCUGCCUCUUGUCAAUGUCCCUCCUGCAAAGUUGGUGGGUGAGAAAACGUGACUUUCUCUUUGAGGGUCUGGGGAGAGAAAUGGUGGCCAGGAUCGUAGGACUGAAUGACUCGAUUUUACCUAUUUGAGCUGCAGUCCUGUUCGAGCUGCUUGAAUUGGUUAGGAAGCUGCUUCCCUUUCCCUCCUGCUUCCAUUCAGUCUCUUCAGGACCACGGGAUGGAUAUGCAGACACGUGGGGUCAUUGGGAAGGGAGUGCGCUUCUUUUCUCUGUCUUAGAAGAGGGAGUCAAGGGUUGGCUUGGAAUUGGGCCUCUGGACAGAGUCAGAAUGAGGACAUAAUGAAUAGGUCACAUCUGGUUGGUGGAAAACUAGGUGAAGUGCUUCUUUAAUAUGCACUGGCUUGUCUUCCCACCCAAGAUGUGACAAUGUUUGAGAAAAGGUGUGUCAUACUCAGUGACUUCAAUUUGCAAAUGAGGGGCCUAAAGAAAGCUCUGCAGCUCUGAACCUCUCACUGGCCAGAGCUCAGCCUAUUGGUCCCACCCAUGAUGCUAAGACAAACAGAAACUGGAAGCUGAAGUCAGUGUCUUUGGUGCUUAGAAACCCUGUGGAUUUCCCUCUGAACCGAGAUUUUUAGUAGUAAAAUAAACAACUCAUGGACAUCUGUCAGAUGAGAAGUUUUGGUCCUGUUAGAGAGGAAAAAGACCGUAAGGAAACUAUUAGAUCCAUUUGGGCUAAAGUUUGGCUUUUCCUUCCUUGAGUCAUAGAACGUAUCCAUCUCCCAGGAAAUGUCCUUCUCUGGCAUCUGCUUGCCCUUCUGAGUCUGCCUUUUUUGCACUGAACAUAAGCACUUUAUACUAAUGGGUCACAAAUCUUGCAGCCCUUAAUUUGGGAUAAGACCAGAUUUUCCUGACAUUUUCCUCUAACUCAUUGAACUAUCAAAUUAUAGGUAACCACUGACUAGACUGAUAAGAGAUGAGGCUAAAAGCCUUUGAAUACCACGCUGUAGUCUCCAACAGAAAAACCACCAAAACAGAUAUCCAUGUUGAGGGGUUGAAUGUUUUACUACAAACAAGCCACAAUAAAGUGUGUAUCAACGUGU
Molecule: messenger RNA, 9757 nt
Organism: Macaca mulatta (Rhesus monkey)
Lineage: Eukaryota; Metazoa; Chordata; Mammalia; Primates; Cercopithecidae
Gene: ZFYVE26
Product: zinc finger FYVE-type containing 26
Biological process (GO): mitotic cytokinesis; regulation of cytokinesis; double-strand break repair via homologous recombination
Cellular component (GO): centrosome; lysosomal membrane; midbody
Molecular function (GO): phosphatidylinositol-3-phosphate binding; metal ion binding
Source: RefSeq, a predicted model, not a curated record